AUGCCUAAGAAUGAAACUGAUGUCAUGAAAAUCAUAUUGAGUUGUUAUGAAGAAAGAAAAGAAGAAAUGAUUCAGACUUUAAAAGAUUUUGUAGCUUCUGCAUCCACUUUAAGUGAUAUUGAACAAGAUACUAUUUUUUAUCUAGCUACAAAUAAACUGUCAUUGAGACAAAAUGCAAUUAACAACUAUUUUAUUUCUCUGUUUCUUGGCAAGAUAGAAGAUGUCAGAAGGACUACAUAUUUGAAAUUUGUUACAGACUAUAAUCAGGAAAGUGGAGGUGAGAAACCCGGUGGUGAUUCUGAAUAUGAAAGUGCUGAAGAAGAAGAUGGUUCUGACGAUGAUGUUAAACAGACCAGGAAAAAGAAUGCAGUUAAUACAUCUGAAAUUUUAGUAGAAGAAGAUGAAGAUACUUGUGAUGCUGAAGUAGAAGGAGAAUUUUUUGAACAUGAAGAUGACAAUGAGGAUGAAGAAGAGGAAGAUGAAUGUGUUGAAGGAGAAAGGCAACAGGGUGAUGGUGAAGAAAGUGUAACGUUGCAAGAGAAAGUGUUGGAUGAUGAUGAAGAUCGUCGCAAUCCACAGUAUAUACCAAAAAAAGGUUCAUUUUAUGAACAUGAUGAUCGUAUUAAUUCAGAUACAGAAAUUGAUACUGAAAAAAAGGAUACUAAAGAUAAAAAGAAGAAAAAAUUAUGGUUAGAUGAAGGUAGAUGGGGUCAUGAUAUGUAUCACGAAGAUGAACAGGCUCCAAAAUCUAGAGAAGAGUUAAUAUCAAUUUAUGGUUAUGAUAUUAGAAGUGAAGAUGGUCCUCCACGUGCCCGGAGGAGGAGGAGAUAUGGGCGUGGUCCUACCAAGUACACACGUAAUUGGCAGGAUCAAACCGCUUACCAAAAAUUAAGAGGAAUGACUCGUGGACGCAUUGCAAACAGAGGCUUCAAUAGAGGUAGAAUAAAGAAUAAUUAUUCAGAACGAGAAGAAAAUGACACAUAUCCAUCGGAUGAUAAUGCAGCUCUUAAUGAGAAGAAAGAAGAUAAUAGUGAAAACACUGAACCAGACAUUGUUAUAAAUGACAGUGAUUUUCCUGCCUUAAAUAAUACAAAUGAACAACCUAAUGAAAUUAGUAUUACAAAUACAGUUGUCUCUUCCGUUGAACAUGUUUCAAACAAUCAUUCAAAUUCUUGGGGUGAAGGAGAAAAUGCAGGUAAAGUGCAAAGCAGAACAUUUGAAAAUUCAAAAUUUUUACAAAAAACUAAAGAAGAAAUAAAUGAAAGUAGACAAAAUAAUAAAGAAAAUUAUAAGCAGUCGUCAUCAUGGCGACCACCAACAAACUAUCGAGGACAAUUCAAAUAUCAGUCUAGAGGAAGAAGUAGGAGAAGAGGUGGUAGCUACAGAGGACGUGGUGGUAGUAAUAAUAAUAGUGACACAAUUCUCACAUCAGAAAUGGAAAAGCUCUCUUUAAAGGAUAAAGAUAAUCAGACAGCAAGGCGGGACCAGAAAUGGAUUAGGAAAGAUAAAACAGAUCAUGGAAAACCUCCUAUAAACAACUGUCAGCAAGAAUCAUAUAGUUCCUCAACGACUGGAGGUGGAAGCGAUCUUAGUGCCACCCGUCCAAAACGGUAUUCUUCACUCAGGCAGCGAUCAGUUGCAGAUCCACCUGUUUAUCAACCCACUCAAACUACACUACCCCCUCCUUAUUACGACGCAAGUUAUCAAGCUGCCUUGUAUUCAGCUACUGAAGCUUUGCCUCCAAGUUCACCUCAUCAGACUUCAACCAGUCCACCAAUUCCACCAAUGUUACCCACUGCCCCCUUCCAAAGUUAUGCCACUGCCUCUUAUCAAGAAACUUAUGCUAUGAGACCUCCCGUUCCGAGUCCUCCUCGCAUGUUUCCACCAGUUACUUUAGCACCAGCACCACAGCCCACUAUACCUACACCAUAUAUAGCACCCAGUAAUGGUAUUGUAAAUUAUGGUCCUCCUCCAGCUGGAUAUCCACAGUACACAUUUCCUCAGUUUGCUACUGCACCUCCACCUCCAUCUCCAGUUACAACACCACCAGAAGUUUACAGAGGUGGGAUAAUGUAUUAUAGCAUGCAUACCCAACAGCAUGCUACUCGUACACCACCUCAGAAAAGACCAACUGCAGCAAUACCAAUAGUUCCACCUCCAGAGAGAGAACAAACAUCAUUAGAAAAAAUUGAAGUUAACAGCCCUAAUUCAGAAGAAUUAAAAGAAAUGGUUGAAAAUUCUACAGAAAUUGAAACACUGUCAGAAGAAACAUCACAGUUAUCUAAGCCCACAGUAGAGGUGGAAAGUUAAAUAUUCAUGUGUAUAUGUAUGUAUGUAUGUGUGUGUAUGUGUGUAUGCAUAUGGAACUAUAUCAAAUUGCAAAAAGUUGAUGUAGUGUAAAUUUUGAUUACUUCAAUCUUUUCAAAUAAAUUAUCCACUGCCUUCUGUUUUACAUAUUUCUUUUGUAGCAAGAAAGAAAUAGUGGAUUGUUCGAUUUUAAUAUGGUAAAUAAUUACAAAGCAAUUUAAUUGAACUUAUUGCAUUUUGUAUUCGUUUCCGAAUUGCGUACAAAGCUGGAGUAAGCUGUUUCUGAAUGCAGUCUUCCAGCUUAUAUUCAAGAAUAUUUUUUAAUUUUUCUCUAAUCUGUGAGCUAUGAUGACAUGUAAAAUAAUUAAAACAUGUUACUUCUGUAAAAUAUUCCUUAAUAUUAGUAAAAAUGUGUGUAAGUAAACUCAUGAAUGAAAUAAUAAAAAACUAUGUAUUAUAUAUAUAAAAAAAAAUACUUUUUAAACACAAGAAAUAAUGACAUAAAUUAUGGGUUUCCUCCCAUUUGUUUAUUGUUUGAAAUUAAAUUUGUUGUUUAUCUGGUAAGACAUUUUAUACUUCAUCUUGAAAAAUUGCAAUUGUAUGUUAUGUCAUAAUAGUGUCUGUCAAGAAAAUAGUGUUACUUUUAAAAAGGUUUUUAUUUUAUUUUUCUUUAUAUUGCAGCUAUGUAUUUCAAGCUGGGCUCUUAUAUUUGUAUUAUAAUUUAUUAAAAUGGUUUAUUUAUUUUUUAAUUAUCAACAACGUUAUGAAAUUGGACAAAGUUUUAGUAGAAUUUAUCAUGACUGAGAAGCAAAAAAAAAAUAUUGUAAAUUUUGGUUGAGAGAACAUGAUUAUAUUAUCCAUGUUGUACAGUAUAGCAGAAAUGAGUGAUGAUGGUUUAAUUUUAUUAUUAUAAAUUUUAAAAAAGUAUAGCAGUAAUUUUUCUUGACGUCACUACUUCCUUGAAUUGCAAGUUUUCCUGAAAAAAUCGUUGUAAAACUUAACGAGAUUCAUGGUAAAAGAAUUGCAAUUUUUGAAAACUUAGUUGAGAAUCACAAUGUAUAUUAUAUAAACAACCCUUCUAACAUUGUAAAUUUUAAUUUUU
Centruroides sculpturatus (bark scorpion) is the source of this 3409-nucleotide messenger RNA. RefSeq names its product protein CASC3-like. Lineage: Eukaryota; Metazoa; Arthropoda; Arachnida; Scorpiones; Buthidae. Gene Ontology annotation, cellular component: exon-exon junction complex. The coding region runs from base 1 to 2310 and encodes 769 amino acids. Gene Ontology annotation, molecular function: mRNA binding. Gene Ontology annotation, biological process: mRNA processing. The transcript is spliced from 12 exons. The record is from RefSeq and is a predicted model, not a curated record.